This is a messenger RNA of Nilaparvata lugens (brown planthopper), 1589 nucleotides long. RefSeq lists its product as uncharacterized. The record is from RefSeq and is a predicted model, not a curated record. Lineage: Eukaryota; Metazoa; Arthropoda; Insecta; Hemiptera; Delphacidae. The transcript has 2 exons. Bases 262 to 1533 code for a protein of 423 amino acids.
AUAGAUUAAAGAAGCCUGAAAAAUAUUUGAGAUUUGAUCUGUGUUUUUGUGUUAAUUACGUUUACUAAUUCCUUGCUGAUCGAAGUGUGAGUGACAAUACAUGUUUACAACUUAAUCUUCAGAACAUAAUUUUUCAUGUUGAGAGAAGUAUUGGCGAGAAACCAAACGGUACCUGGGAUAGAGAUUUGUAUUUGAUGCAGAAUAUUGCUGCAAUAUAAGACGAAUAGCAUUGUGAAUUUUGUGAAAUCAUAAUCUUGAAAAAUGUAUGGAGGUUUGCAAUACACGCCCCAGUUACAAGCCAGCUUCCAACUGCAAUGGUUAGCUGUAAUAAUGGUAAGAAUCUCUGGUGGUCAUAAAGGUCAGUGGUGGCGACCCUGUAUGGGAUUCCAUGUGGGAGACAAGUGGUUUGCCACAAGCUCUGUUUGUUUCCUUGGUAUGGACGAAAGGGGUAAAUUACAUGAUACAAUAAUUGCAUCUUGGCUAGUCUCCCCUGCGUAUCUAAUUUAUGUAGCAAGUGGCUUCUACACGUUGAAUACAUCUAAUCCCCACAUUUUCGCUACAAAUAAUAUGUAUGAAGUACAUAAGUUCCACGUGAUGCAGGAAUACAAAGAGUUUCGUAAAUAUUUAAAUGGGAAUUUUGUCAUGUUCAGUGUGGGUAGGCAUCCUUACGGUAUAACCAAUGCACCACUCAGCACCAAGAAAUUCAACAUUGAAGAAAUGAAUGAAGAAGACUGUUAUAUGAUAGGUUAUGACGAUCAAAAGGAUACAAAUAUUUUUCCAAAAUUUCAACCUUCCGUACGUGUAUUAAAUUUGAAAGGAAUGCUGAACGAUUGUUCUAGCUCUAGGAAUAGUCCCCCCAAGUACACGAGCAAAGACAGAUUCGGUUUCUGUGCACAGACUACAGGUGAUGUGGGUGUUUGUAUCCACGAUGUGGGUGCUCCUGUAGUCUGCAAUAAUGUUGUGCAGGGUAUGUUGUACAGAGUGGGGGCACCGGACUGCCCCAUGAAUGGGAGGGGAUGGCGUAAUAAGUUGCGUGGAGGAGCAAUUUUUGAAAAUGAAUUCCCACACCUGCCAAAGAACCCUCUCUCUGAUAGUGAUUCAGCAAAUGGGUUUUUAGACAUCAGUCUCUACAAAGAAUCAUUUGAGAAAUAUUUGAGAAACGAAGAUAAUGAGGACUUUAAAGAUGAGGACAAAUAUGUGUUGUAUAAAGCUAAGGAAUGGUCUGAUGCUCCGAUUAGUGCCGAGAUGACACUUGCGACCAGGCCGUUUCCCGAUUGGGAGAUGUCGACGCUGGUUUUCGAGGAGUGGCCAAUCACCAUGGAGACAACCACUCUACCCGAUGACUAUUAUUAUGAGGACAAUGCAAAUCCAAAACAGAAAAUUGUGCAAUUAGAAGGAGAGGAAGCUGUGGAUGACGAAUAUUCGGAUGAUCAGAUGGGGGAAGAUAUGAAAUGUCAAUACAGUCACUCUCACACUCUCCAACAUGCUAUGGAAAUAUGGCCCAUUCUCCUCAUCAAUUUAUUGAUUCUCUAAUUUUGUUCUCAUAUUCAUGUCUACAAGAAUUAAACCUUUGCAAAGAUGUUGAAUUG